Messenger RNA from Anolis carolinensis (green anole), 1498 nucleotides. RefSeq names its product sulfide quinone oxidoreductase (gene sqor). The record is from RefSeq and is a predicted model, not a curated record. Gene Ontology annotation, cellular component: mitochondrion. Gene Ontology annotation, molecular function: FAD binding; sulfide:quinone oxidoreductase activity. NCBI's taxonomy places the organism in Eukaryota, Metazoa, Chordata, Lepidosauria, Squamata, Anolidae. The transcript has 9 exons. The coding region runs from base 57 to 1409 and encodes 450 amino acids.
AUUUUUUAUGUUCACAGUGCUUUUCAGACUGUGUCAGCGGCUGACAGUAUCCAGAGAUGGCGGCCCUUGGGCGAAUGUACUCCUGCCCUUGUUCCUGGCCUCUGGCUCCGUUACUCAGGACAGGAAUCCCGAAAAUGGGUUCGUCCCAACUCCAUACAACCGCCAGUUCUGCUGCCAAGGAUUAUUACGAAGUCUUGGUGCUCGGCGGGGGCACGGGAGGAAUCAGCAUGAGCGCACGCAUGAAGCGGAAAGUGGGUACGGGUAACGUGGCCGUGGUUGAGCCUCAAGAGAACCACUAUUACCAACCACUCUGGACUUUGGUUGGGGCUGGGGCCAAACAGCUGGCACCUUCUUCGCGUCCCACGGCGAGUGUGAUUCCUUCCGGGGUGAAGUGGAUCCAGUCCAGAGUGCAAAAACUAGAUCCAGACAAAAACUGCGUCCAUUUGGAGAACAACCAAAAGAUAUCUUACAAGUAUUUGAUCAUUGCCCUUGGGCUCCAGCUGCAUUUUGAAAAGAUCAAAGGCUUGCCUGAAGGUUUUAACUCGCCUAAAAUAGGUUCCAAUUAUUCCAUUCACACAGUAGAGAAGACAUGGAAAGCUCUGCAGGAUUUCAAGGAAGGGAAUGCCAUUUUCACCUUUCCGAACACCCCGGUGAAGUGUGCCGGAGCACCACAAAAGAUCAUGUACUUGUCGGAGGCGUACUUCCGAAAGACGGGGAAACGUUCCAAAGCGAACAUAGUCUUCAAUACUGCCCUCGGGGUGAUUUUUGGAGUUCAGAAGUAUGCGGACGCUCUGCUAGAGAUUAUCAAAGCAAGGGACAUCACCGUCAACUACAAGUACAACCUUGUGGAAGUUCGAGCCGAUAAGCAAGAAGCAGUUUUUGAGAAUUUGGACAAAGUUGGAGAAACAAAGGUCUAUCAGUACGAAAUGCUCCAUGUCACCCCUCCGAUGGGGCCCCCUGAUGUCCUCCUGAACAGCCCGGUUUCCGACGGAGCUGGCUGGGUUGACUUAAACAAGGAGACGCUGCAGCAUAAGAAAUACCCAAAUGUCUUUGGCAUCGGGGACUGCACCAACCUCCCGACCUCCAAGACAGCCGCAGCAAUUGCUGGCCAGUCUGGCGUUCUUGAUAAAACAAUUUCUUCCAUCAUGAAGGGCAAAACCCCGAGUAAAAAGUACGACGGAUACACAUCCUGUCCCCUCGUCACCAAUUACAACAGAGCGAUCCUUGCUGAGUUUGACUACAAUGCUCAACCAUUGGAAACCUUACCUAUUGACCAGAGCAAGGAGCGGCUGAUAAGUUUUCACAUGAAGGCUGAUAUGAUGCCAUAUCUUUAUUGGUAUGGGCUACUGAAGGGAUAUUGGGGAGGACCAGCUCCAAUACGGAAAUUGCUACACUUGGGGUUGAAGUGAUUCCAUGGCAGCCACAGAACAAACCGUCAUAUGCAAGCUUCCAAGAAGCAUUCUUACUGUCCGUAUCAAUAAAAUAAUUUCUCAGCCUA